Dufourea novaeangliae is the source of this 1678-nucleotide messenger RNA. Its product is annotated as prenylcysteine oxidase 1-like. Gene Ontology annotation, biological process: prenylated protein catabolic process; prenylcysteine catabolic process. The transcript is spliced from 7 exons. Gene Ontology annotation, molecular function: prenylcysteine oxidase activity. The coding region runs from base 202 to 1677 and encodes 491 amino acids. Lineage: Eukaryota; Metazoa; Arthropoda; Insecta; Hymenoptera; Halictidae. The record is from RefSeq and is a predicted model, not a curated record.
GCCACAACCAGCCUACCUAAGUAGGCUUAAAUUAAAAAAUUUUGGUUUCCGUAAAAAAAGUAACAAAAACUUGUUAUUUUCAGAAUUUGUUUUAUGUUUUUCACUCUGAUAUCAUUGAAAUGAUAAUAAGAUAUUUUUGUUAACAAGUACUUACAUACGAAUAUAUUAAACAGAUUUCGGGAGGAAAGUCACUUGAGAUAAAUGCAAAUUAUGGAUCCCCGAAUAAUUUUUUUAUUUACACUAAUCCUUCAAAGCGGAAGUUGUUUUCAAAAUUGUAAACCAAAUAUAGCAAUUAUUGGUGGCGGUAUUGGAGGAGCAUCGAGUUCCCAUUUUCUUACAGAAUUAUUUAAGGGGAAUCUUAAUAUUGAUUUGUAUGAAGCAAAAACCAUUGGUGGUCGUCUAGCUACAAUACAGAUUGAUGGGAAUGAGUUUGAAACUGGUGGCUCGAUCAUACAUUCCCAAAAUAAAUAUAUGCAAGAAUUUGUUAAACUGCUCGGUUUAGAACAGAAACCACCUGACAAUCAAAAAACAGGUAUUUGGAACGGUAAUGAAUUUGUGUUUGAAGAAAGUAACUGGGAAAUGAUGUCCUUUGCUAAAUUACUUUAUAGAUAUGGUAUUCAGCCAUUCAGCCUUAAUAGAUAUGUACAAACUAUAUUGAAUGAUUUUGCAAAGAUAUACGAUUUACUGGAUGCUGGAAAAUCUUUUGAGAAUGUUACUAGUCUUUUAUCAGCAAUGAAUAAUAGGUUUCCGAAGUUGUUACAAGUAUCUAUUAAAACUCAUCUUUUAGAUUUGGGUUAUUCAGAGAAAAUAAUAGAUGAACUUGUUAAGGCAGCAUUAGUUGUAAAUUAUGGACAAGAUACAAAUAUUCAGAGUUUUGUAGGCUGUGUAGCUUUAGCCGGAGCAGGUUUCAACUUGUGGUCUGUUAAGGGAGGAAAUAAAAAGGUACCUGAACAUUUAAUAUAUAGAAACAAGAAUGUAAAUAUUAUACCUUCGUAUGUUGUAAAAAUUAUCAAUGUACCAAACGAAGAUGGGAAAAAUCAAUACGAAUUACAUUCUCAUAAUAAAGAUAGUACAGUUAUAAUGAAAUCAGCAUACGACAUUGUAAUUGUUGCAACUUCACUUACAAGUGAUCAACAGUUACCCAUAAUUUUCGAAGGAUUUCCAAACAACGACUUUCACGGUGCAGAGAAAUAUCAUAAAACUGUAGCGACCUUUAUUGAAGCUGAUUUAAAACCGUAUUAUUUCGGUUCGGUCGAAGAAAUCGACGGUAUUCUCAGUUGCGACCCAAACAAAACGAUAAUCAGUUCUGUAGGAAGAUUAAAUUCUGUAGAGGGUACAAUUAAGAACAGUAGAAUUUGGAAAAUUUUUAGUAAUGCACCUUUAAAAACAGGAAUUCUAAAUGAAAUGUUUUCAAAUAUCAAAGAAGUGAAAGAAAUUACUUGGAAAGCUUAUCCUGAAUAUUUAACGCACGUGCAUGACGCGAACUUCAAAUUGCACAAUGCCCUUUAUCAUGUGAAUGCUAUUGAAUGGGCUGCCAGUGCAAUGGAAAUGAGUGCAAUAAGUAGUAGAAACAUAGCAAUUUUAACACAUAAAGAUUUUGUCGAAAAAUAUCACUGUCAAGAUAUUAACAAAAUGCUAGAUGAUAUACCUCAAACUACACUGUCUGCUGACUUGUAAC